GAUGGCUACGUCACACAUGGUAAAAUGGCGGUAGUAGCAAUCGCUUUGAAUUUUCACCUUAUGUUUUAAGCUUUGGAAAACUAACCCCAGGAAAUAUGCGGUACUAAUUAUACACGGGUACGGUCUAACUGGUAAACACAUAAAAUAUAUCAGCAAUGGAUUCCGUCGUGGGGGAAGAUCCAACUCUACCUAUAGACAUGAACGGGAGCACUGGCUUGUCCAGACUCGACGAGAUGGCAGACGACGGACAUCUUCCUGUGGACAGCAUGGCAGAACUCGUGUUUCCAGGAGAGCGAGUGUCGCCAGUUAAAGCUCACACCAUGAAAGAUUAUGAAAAUCAAAUCACUAAUCUGAAGAAAGAGAACUUCAACCUGAAGCUUCGCAUUUACUUUAUGGAAGAGCGUGCACAACAGAAAUACGACUCUGCCGAGGAUGUAUACAAGACGAAUAUUGAGCUGAAGGUGGAGGUGGAGUCACUGAAGCGAGAGCUGUCAGAAAAGCAGGAGCUCCUUGUCUCGGCCUCGAAAGCUGUAGAGAACUUGGCCGGGAAGGAAUCGGGGGAUAUUCUGCGUCUGAAAGAGCAGGCCAGGAGAGAGGCGGAGCGGCUGCGAGACACUUUCAAUAAGAAGCUCCAGCAGUUAGAGGAGAGUUUGAAGGCAGCUGAAGAGGAGGCUGAGAAGAUGGCAGCUGUCGCAGAGCAGGAGAAGGUGCGAAACAUAGACAUGGAGAAGCAGAUUCUGGCAUUCAGCCUGUCCAGCACCUUUACACCUGUCUCCACCCAGGAUGCGCACCAUGUCCUGCAGGAGAAGGAUGGUAUCAUUGAGCAGCUGAAACUGUCCCUGAAGAACCGGGAUGCAGAGGUUGCGCAGCUACAGAAGGCCAUCGCUGGGGAGAGCAGAGAGAGCCAGCCUGCCUCUGUACACAUGAGAGACCUGACUGAAGCCAUCGCUCAGAAGGACAAGGAGCUGGAGACUCUCAAAGAGGAACUUGGGCGUGAGAAGGUGAAAAAUGAAAGAGAUCUGCAGGUUAGUUUAAAGACCUUUGUGGAAAAACAGAAUGACAUCGCUAAGAUGGAAGCUCUUACCAAGGAGAUAACAGAUGACCUGAACAGCUCCAGGGCUACCAUCAAGAAUCUGACCAAGACUCUGGAAGAUGGAGAGAAUGAAAACAAGAUUCUGCAUGGGAAGCUAGAGGAAAGCGAGGAGGUGCUGGCCUCAGAGAAGAAGAACGCUGUGAAACGAGACAAAACAAUCCAGGGCCUGAGUCUGCUCCUGAAGCAGAAGGACAAGGAGAUGGAGGAGCUCUGUCAUGAGAUUGAGGACCGUGAUGCAGCCUUGGCCAAGGCCCGCGAGGCUGCUCACAAGGCCCAGAUCCAGAAAUACCAGGGUGCAGAGGAGCAUCAGAAUCUUCUGAUGGAUAAGCAGGCAGAGCUGGAGAAGCUACAGCUGGAACACCACGGCAAGGUGCUGGAGGCUCAGAAGCUCCAGCGAGCCCUUCGGCUUCGGGAAAAGGAUGUGGGGGACAUGCAGCAAGCCAAGGAGCAGCUGGAGCAGGAGCUGGAGGAGCUGCAGCAGCUGAAGAAGAAGGGAGACAAAGCUGUCAAUGACCUCCAAAACCAGCUGAAGAAGCUGAAGGGGGAGCUGGGGGAGAGAGAGCGCGCCCAGGAGCAGCACUACCAGAGCCUCCUGAACGAGAGCCAGAGGGCACUGCAGGGCCACGAGCUCACCAUCCAGCGUCUCACCUGCAGCCUCAGCGACAAGGAGCAUCAGCUACAGGAGUAUAUGAACAUGAUCAAAGAUCAGGAGCAGAGGCGAAGCCCUGGGGGCGGCGGGGACAUGCUGACCAAGCUGCGUGAACGUCUCCGGGAGAAGGAGGCCGCUCUGCAGCAAGCCCUAGAUGAAAAGUUUGCUGCCAUUGAAGAGAAGGACAAUGAGAUUCACCAGCUCCACCUGUCUUUGCGUGAAAAGGAACGGGACCUAGAAAGACUGAACAACCUUCUGUCGCACAACGAGGAGACGAUUAAUAGUUUUGAUUCUGUGAUUAAGGAAAAGGACGUGGAGCUCCAGCACCUGGCCAACAGCUUCAAAGAUCAGCAGAGGGCCAAGCAGGAGAUGGAGGAGAACCUUUCUCGCACCCUUCGGGAAAAGGACGCCAUCAUCUCUCAGCUGCAGCAAGCGCUCGAGGGAAAAUCCAAGGAUUUGGAUGAGAUGAACCGCGCCCUCCUCAGCAAGACACAGAGUGGCACCGUGUCCGAGCAGCUUGGCCAGCAGCAGAAGGCGGCGGAGGCCUUGCUGGCUGAAGUCAUGAAGGACCGAGAGAGAUUGGUGUCGGACAACGAGAGUGCUGUGGAGGGACUUCUGAAGACCAUCAGCAGCAAAGACCAGCUCCUCAAGGAUUCUGCCGAGCACUAUAAGCGCCUCCUGGCUGAACGUGCCCAGGAAGUGCGAGACCUGAAGGAGCAGCUCGCUGAGAAGCAGCAGCAGCUCUGCGAGGCCGAGAAGCAGAGCUCGGCGAUCGCACACGCAAAGUGCCUGGUGACUGCCGAGCUUAGGGGCCUACUGGCCGAAAAGGACACCGUGAUAAAUAAACUGGUGGAGAGUGGCCAGGAGAGAGAGAAGUUCUUGACAGAGCUGAGACUGACGGAGGUGACGGUGCCACAGGUGGUGGAGCUGAAACGGACCGUUCAGGUGUUACAGGAGCGUCUGCACGAGGAGGAGGCUGUGCUUUUGAAGAAAAACGAAGACUCCGAGCCGGGGAAGAUUGAACUGAUGAAGAGCGCAGUGACUCUGAAGAAGGAGCUGGCACAGCAGACAGAAGCCCUGAACAAAGCCUUGAAGAAAAACAGUGAGCUGCAGGUCCAAUUGGCUGAGCUGCGGUCCACGCUGGCAGAUCUGGAGAGCCGAAGUGAAGCCCAAGCCGCCAACAUCGAGUCCCUAACAGCUGUGCUGCAGACAAAGGACGAGAUUAUCCAGGAUCUCCAUAAGCAUCUCAGAAAGCCAAGGGACUAUGAAGUGUCUGAUCUCCAGGCUCGGGCAGCUGAACCAAAGGAAGAGAGACCCCUUCCUGGCCUCCCGCAGAGAGAGAGAACCAUCAUUGGUGGGAACAGCCAGCAGGAGGCCACGCCCGCCCUGUCCUCGGUGCUCUCUGAGCAUAAGGCCCUGAACCGGGCCCUGAAGGCUGAACAGCAGCUCUACUCCAGCUUGGUGAGGACCGUUAAAGAAUCAGACAGUGCCCAGCGCCUGCACGCCCUGCAGAUGGAGCUGGCUGCCGUGCAGCUACUGCGUCAGCAGCUGGAGGAGGGUGUGCAAAACAACGAGGAGCUGCGGCGGGACCUGGAGACAGAGCUGCAGCGCGCCAAGCAGAGAGAAGGGAGUGAGUCUCAGGCAGAACCAGUCGACCCUAAGGAACUGGAGAGUGUGAGACAGCAGCUGGAAGAUGCGCAGCGAUGGAAUGUGUCCCUGCAGGCCCGCCUUGGUGCCAUCCAGAGUCGCGGCGGCGGGGUGGGCGGCACCAGCGACACCGCUGACACUUUUAGCUUUUUGGCCGAUCAGACAUCCUACUUGAGCAUCUGUGUGGAAGACAAACUAGAUGAGGAACUGGGCCAUCUUUCAGUGCCAGAACUCCGACAAAUGAUCCUCGAACUCAGGGAUUAUAUCAAACGACUGCAAGCAUCAAAUGAAGAUCAUCACAAAAAGGCCUCACUACUCAGCAGAGCAGAUGCCAAACCUGAUGAAAAGGAAGAUGAAGAUGUUUCUCAGCUUGCCUAUGAGAAUAAGCAUCUCGAGAAGAAUCUAGAUGGAGUUGCUCGCAUUAGCAAGACCUCUACGCUUAGUAAGGAGCAUCGGCAGGCUGCUUGGGAUCCGUCGAGCGAUGAGCACGGCCAGUCUUCUGAUGGAGACGGGUCUAAGGAAGGAUCGGUAGCAGAGCAUCAAAGUAGCGGGGUUUCCCAGGCCCAAAGCAAGGGAGGGCAGCUUAACAAUGCCGCUAAAAGUAAGCGUGACAGGCACCAGGAGGGUCUGAGCAGGGAUGUGGAGCUCCUGUCACUCCUCAAGGAGAGAAGACUGUCGUCUGUGACUCAGCUCAGGGAGGAAAUUUUGAGACUGCAAGCUGAGAAUGCUGCUUUGAGGGGGCUCCUGAAGAAGGAGCAGUCUGAGGAGUCCAAAGAAAGCGCAGACGGCUCAGGAGAAAGUGACAGCAAGAGAGAUCUUCAGAAAAUGGUGGAAAAGAUGAAGUCUGAGGCAGUGAGCCAACGCAAGAUAAUAAAAGUGCUUAAGGAUCAGCUGGAGCUCAACUCUGCUACCGAGGGUGUGGCCACCUUUAACCCGGAUCUGAUAGUGAACAUGGCGAGAGAGAUUGAGCGGCUGAAAGCAGAGCUGGGAUCCUCCAAGAGGAGAGCUGGGAGCCUGCAGAAGGAGGCGCACCAAAAGGUAUCCCAGCCAGUAAUCUCCAACUCAAAGGAGGCCACUGUCAGUCCAGCUCAGCACAAAGCGUUGAGACCUGCUGCUGGAAAAUCACGCCUCCCUGUUCCCAUAAGGCAUGAUAAGGUGGUCCUUAAAAGACCUGCUGGCAGUCAAGCUACUGAUAUAGAGCUGCAGUCCUUAACAGAGGAGGUCCUUGAGAUGGAGAAAAAAGGUCUUGGGCAGCCUGAGUCUUGGGCUUCUGAACAGGAAGAAUCCACACUGAGGCCAGACUGCCCGGGGUCCGCAGAAGACAUCCAGAAGGUUGGAGGCUUUACAGCCAAGCAGAUGACAGGCACUGAACUCCUCAGUGAGUUAGAGUUACUCCACUACGAAUGUCAGGAGAAAGAACGUGUGAUUGGCCUGCUCCAGGAGAAGGCUGCAAAGUGUGAGGAGUUACAGGCAACGCUCUUGGAGAAAGAUGAGCUGAACAGAGAGUUUGUUGAAGCCUUACAAGCUGCAGAAUCCACCAUAGAGUAUCUUACUGCCUGUAACAUGGAUAAGGAAGGAAAAAAUGACCAUGUUCUUCAGUCUGACCCCCACAGCCACUACUGGGAGCUUCAGAGAAUGCUUCAGGAAAAGGAGGCACUGAACAAGCAGCUGUUGGAUUGCCUUCAUGUCGCAGAGUCUGCCCUAGCCUCUCUGAGUGCUUUCCCAGCAGGCAGGGCUAGUGCAGACACACAGAUCCGCUGCAGUGAUCCCCAAGGGUUGCUGCACAAGCUUGAGAAUGUUCUUCAGCAGAUCGGUGUGUCUGUGGAUCAGUCGAAGCCUGGGGCAGUAGAUCCUCAGGACUCGGCCUCAGAUUUGCAGCGGCAGAUUGAUGAGCUGCAGGAGGCGCUGUGGGAACGGGAUCGGCGAAACGCCGAGCUGCAGGAUAGACUCGCUGCAUCGGGACGGGUAGCCAUACCAGGGCGCACCAGCAGUGGUACUACUGAGCAAGACUUGUUAGAUAGUGACUCAGCCACAUACAGACAACUGACGGAUGUUAAAAAGCUUUCAGAGCAACAGCAGCGAGAGGCUCAGGGGGGGCAGAUUAAAAUGGACAAGUGCUCAAAAUGUGGGACACAAAACCAGCAUAUUGAAAAGCCCUCUAAGCACCAUGAAAAGCAAGAUCAAAUAAUAAGGCAGCUUGCAGAAUGCCUUUUCACUGCUGGGUCAGCCUUGGCCUCACUCAAUGCUUGCUACACUCAUGGUAACUCCACAGAGAAGCCAGUUAGUAAAGAGAGCCUUCAGCAGGAGCUACAAAGACUUCAAAAAGUUUUUCAAGACAAGGCUGAGUGGCAAGAACAUUAUCUAGAAUACUGUACUCAAAAGCUGAGAACAGCUUACAGUGAGGGCCACCACAUGGACUUGUAUCAGAACAUUAGCAGUCUACAGCAGGCUCUCACAGGAAGUGCUCAGGUGAUCUCAGACCUUCGGAAAGCCCUAGAAAAGCUCAAGACGCAAAAUAAGCAGUAUCAGAAUGAGCUGAGAAUAGGCAAAUCAAGUCCAAAAUCCACAGAUCUUCCAGAGAAGCUGGAAAACCUGCAGAAGGCACUUGGAGAAAGAGAACGCACGUGCAAAGAACUUGAGGAGAAGCUGGCCGCUGCUCAAGAGAUCAUCGCUAUGCAGAAGUCCAUCCAGGAGAAACAAGUUGGAAACCAAAAAGCGAUGGCUCUAGGACAAGAUGACAAAGAGGUACAGGUGGAUUUACAGGACCUGGGUUACGAAACGAGUGGAAAGAGUGAAAACGAAAUGGAUAGGGAAGAGAACAGUAGCUCAGGUACUGUAGACAAUGAUCAGGACGUGCAUCAUACCAGAGGUACAAGCAUCCCAUCACUGCUUGGGCAGAUCCAUGGUAACUUCUCCUCCAUGGAGAACCUCAACACAAGCUCUAGUACAUCAUACCCAAGCUCACCUACCCUCAGUUCCCCAAAGUUCAGCUUGAAGAACUUGCAGAUGUUCGAAGACUACGGCGUUACAGACAACCCGGAGCACCUGAAGCAGCAAGUUCUGGAGCUGAAAGGGCAGCUGGAAACCCAUCAGAGAGUCAGUCAGCAUCUGCAGAGUCUCCUGCAUCGAACCUCCCAAUCAAGCGAUCUCCUGGCUUUCGUGUCCGACUACACGGCCUUUGAAAAACACAGCCAAGAGCUGACCAAGGAGGAGAGACACAGUAUUGGUUAUGAAGAGGACCUCUCUUCUGAGGGCACGAUCCUGAGCCAAGAUGAAGACGAGAAGCAGAUGAUGGAGCAUAUCACCAACCUUAGCACUGAGCUGGAGAAAGAGAGGAACCGCAACAAGAAUUUGGCAGAACAGCUGCAACAAAUUCAGUUUCGAAGUAGAUCAGCUUCACCAGCACGGAUAGACUCGCUGGUGCAGUCUCAGGCCAGGGAGCUGUCCCAGCUCCGGCAGCAGAUCAAGGAGAGCCGGGAACUUGGCGCACUGCAGCGCCUGCAGCUGGAGGAGCUCGGCAGGGCGUUCGAGGAGCUGCUCCAGGCCGGCGAUGUAGACCACCACACGGGAGACGUCGUCCGCGAGCAGCUGGACAAGAGCCUGACCGUGCUGGAGAAGCUAGAGGAACGGCUAGAGAACGGAGACAAACAUUUGGAUAACGAAGAUAGAGCUGUUCUUGACCUGGCACAGAGAGAGCCCCCCUGUCUCUCACGUGACGGCUUCGAUAGCUCCCUGCGAUCACAGUUAGAGGGUGAAAGGGAGCAGCUGCAGCAGCAGAUGAGAUAUCUUGUGCAGCAGAACCAGAACUUAGCAGAAGUCACUAAGGAACAGCUGGAUCUGCUGUCCCGGGAGCUACAUGACAAAAAGCAUCAGAUCCAAGACCUGCAGAGUCAGCUGCGAGGCCGUUCCCCCAGCAGCCACCACAGCUCCGCGCCCGAGCUGUCCACCAGGGGCUCCCCCAGCGACAGGCCGCCGCCCUGUGGUGAUGGGCCUCCCUAUGGUGAUGGGCCUCCCUAUGGUGAUGGGCCUCCCGAUGGCUCCGGCUCCGGCUCCGGCUCCGGCUCCGGCUCCAUCCCGCUUCAGACACACGGUGUCAGCCACUUGCUUCAAGGCCUCGCAGCCACAAGCACUGCAUCUGUAUCUGCUGUGGACUCUGCAGUGCGUCACCAUGACAACGUUGCUUCUGCAGCAUCCAGAAAGCAUAUCAGACCAGGAGGUGGGGUGGAGCUGGAGACCCAUCUGCAUGGCCUGCGCAGGGAGAACAGCCGGCUGCUGGAACAGCUGAGGAGCAGCGAGCAACUGAACGAGACACUGCGCAGCGAGCUGGACCUGCACUGCUCCAUCCUGGCCCAGAAGGAUGAGGUCCAGCCUGAGCCAUGUCCCCUGAAGCGGACCCCUGAUGUGACAGAGCGAGCUGCGGAGCCAGAUGCUUCCCGGGUUCAGGCCGCGGCCAUGAGUCCAGAGCUUCUGGCCGAGCACCUCCAGGAAGUUCGCACCCUGAGGUUACGGCUCGAGGAGACGAUUCGUACCAAUGACCGGCUCCGGGACCAGCUGGAGCGCAGGCUGGCCGAGGCUGAGAGAGACCCAGCAGCGACAAAUAUCUUCAUCCAUGGGGCUGAGGAGCAGAGCCAGCUGGCGAGCGAGAUCCGAUUCCUGCGGAGCCAGAACCAGGCCCUGAAGGAGCAGCUGAGCACAGCCGCCAGAGACAAGCAGAGGGAGAGCGAGAAGCUGCGGGAGUCUCUGGCCAGGAGGACGGCCAGGCUGGAGGUGCUGAGGAGCGAGCUGGAGGAGCAGAGGCGGGAGAACGUCCGCACACAGAGUCGGCUGACCGGCACCGCAGAGGAGAACCGGCGGCUGCAGGAGUCCGUUCAGCGCGGCCGCGACGAGAUCCACAGGAUACAGGCAGAGAUGAGCGUGCAGAGACAGCAGCUGACGGACAGCCAGCACCUCCUGAAGUCACUGCGCAUGGAGCUGCAGGUCAGCCAGCAGACGAGGACUGCGGCUGACAGACAGCGUGAUCCCUCCCAGGAAGCACCGACUCCGGGGGCCGGGAGCCUGGACCUGAACGAGCUCCUCUCUGAGAUCCGGCAUCUCCGGCUCCAGCUGGAGAGGAGUAUUCACACCAACAACGCCCUACGGCAGAAGCUGGAGGAGCAGUUGCUGAGAGGAUCCACCCAGCAGGACGCCUCACCCUCCACCAUCAACAUCAACUACCUUCUGUCUGCGGAGUCGAGGCCCCCCUGCCGCGGCCGUGGGGGAGAUGAAUCCUCAGCGCAAGAUGUCGGUGACUUGAACCUUCCAUCUGUCAGAGUUUCCUCAGACAUCCUUUAUGAUAUCGGUGGGGAGGUGAGGAGGAGUUCAGGUCGUAUGUCUCAGAGCAGUGGAAGUUCUGCAGACAGCACCUCCACAAAACCAGCCCGGCUCGUCCCCGGCCACCACCUUUGGGCCAACAAAAAUGGCCGGCACGUCUUUGGCCUCAUCGAGGACCACAAUGCCCUGCGCAAGCAGAUUUCUGAGGGAAGGAAGUUGAUUGUCAGGAUGGAACAGCACCUUCAGGAGUGUCUCCAGGCUCUGUCCAAGCAGGACUCAAAAUCCACAGUUCUAGAUCAGCAGCUGCUCAAAGGCUUUUCUACAAACAUCAAUACGAUGCAGCAGGUCCUGGAGGAAGCUGCUCGCCUGCUUAGGCUGCUGUGGAGAGUCUCCAUUCCAACAUGCUCCUGUGCUGAGGGCUGUCAGGGCAUUCAGGACGAGGCCUUAAAGAAUGAAAUCGCGCGACUUAAGGCCAAGUUAAGCGAACAAGACAGGUUACUGUUGGGAGCAGUGAAGAGGCUUCGCAACACCAACCAGCUGAAGGAGGGAAUGGAGAAGGUCAUCAUUGAGCAGCUGUCAUUAACCCAUGAUGUACUGAAGAAAGCGAGAGGUAACUUAGAGACAAAUUAUUGUGCACGUUUUGGCCUUAAAGGCUUACCAGGACCAACUAAAGGAGGUCCCGGCCAAUGGGUAGAGCUUCCUCAGAUGCAGGGGGUGUGGCAGUGUCUGUCCCUCUCAUUCUGCAAGACACUCCAAUUCAGCAGCUGAGCAACACAGUCACACCUCAAGUUCCUCUCCUUCCUGCUAAGCAAACACCUCCCCGCUGUCUCCUGCUGUGAACUUGCCGUUUGUACUUUUGUAAUAAUGUUGAGGUACAGUUUCAGAAGUGCCUUUGAAAAUAAGGCAGUGCUUGCACCUUUACUUGUGACCUAUUUUAAUACGUUUGCUGUAAAUCAUUACAAAGCAAUAAUGUAGAAGUUUUCUGUUUGUAAAUAUUGAAUCUGUAUUUAGCUUUUAUUUUCCCUUUUGAUAUAUAGAUAUAUCUAUCUAUAUAUAUAAAACAUAGAAGUGUGUUUUUCUUUUAAUUUAGAGGCCAAUUUGACAAAUCUAUUUUCGCAAUACCAGUACAUACCAUGGCCCACACUUGGAUACAGUGGUUAAGACUUAAUGUAUGUAAAGUACAUUAAAUGUUUGCCAUUCCUUUA
This is a messenger RNA of Paramormyrops kingsleyae, 9904 nucleotides long. RefSeq names its product CDK5 regulatory subunit associated protein 2 (gene cdk5rap2). Lineage: Eukaryota; Metazoa; Chordata; Actinopteri; Osteoglossiformes; Mormyridae. Gene Ontology annotation, cellular component: centrosome; Golgi apparatus. Gene Ontology annotation, biological process: positive regulation of microtubule nucleation; centrosome cycle; regulation of Golgi organization. The record is from RefSeq and is a predicted model, not a curated record. Gene Ontology annotation, molecular function: molecular adaptor activity.